This is a messenger RNA of Sodiomyces alkalinus F11, 2976 nucleotides long. RefSeq names its product MCM-domain-containing protein. NCBI's taxonomy places the organism in Eukaryota, Fungi, Ascomycota, Sordariomycetes, Glomerellales, Plectosphaerellaceae. Gene Ontology annotation, molecular function: ATP hydrolysis activity; single-stranded DNA binding; ATP binding. The record is from RefSeq and is a predicted model, not a curated record. The transcript has 5 exons. Gene Ontology annotation, cellular component: MCM complex; nucleus. The coding region runs from base 298 to 2775 and encodes 825 amino acids. Gene Ontology annotation, biological process: double-strand break repair via break-induced replication; DNA replication; DNA strand elongation involved in DNA replication.
GACCUGGCAACAGACGACACGAACAUCCUUGUUGCGCCAGGCCAGGAACGCCACACCCUUACUCAGGACACAGACGGCAGACAGCAGACGGCACCUGACGAGACCACAGCACGUCGUUCAAUCGUUCAACAACCCACUUCCAAGUCCCAGGCCUGCGGUUACUGCUAUCGUCGCGAAUUGUCUCCCUCAACGCUCCCUACAUUUGCCCACGCAAGAAGGGCCGGAACCACAUAAGAACCCACUCAAUAAGACAUUUUAUUUCCCCUUUCGCAAAACGUCGUCAACCGUCUCGUUAUCAUGGCGCUUCGUCGUUACAAGGCGCCUGUCCAGUACGGCGCCCAGCAGACGGCCUUUGAGCUUUUCCUCCAAGACUUCAAGGCUUUGUCCGAGCAGACUAUAUCCACCGCCCUCGGUAACAUCACAAUAGACGAGGGCGACCUUGACGAUGAUGAGGACGAAGACGAAUUCAUGAAUGACGACAGUGGUGCGCGACGAACCCGGAGCCAGAAGCAAGCUCGCCGUGUGCCCCAGCCCAAGUAUCGGCGGCUCUUACAAGACUUGGCCGAUCGUAAGACUGGCGAGAUAGUGAUCGACUUGGACGACCUCGAGACUUGGGAAAGACAACAUGAGGCCGACACCGGUGAACAGUUGAAGCUGGUCCGGUCCAUCGAGACGAACACCAAGCGCUAUGUCGAGAUUUUUUCAAGAGCCGUCGAUAAUCAGAUGCCCAAGCCGAGUAACGACAUUACUUUCAAAGACGACGUCCUCGACGUCUUGAUGGCGAGAAGACAAGACCGGAACAGGGAACUAGAAAACGCCGCCUCUCAAGAAGGAGAUCCCACCAUCAGCGAUGACAAGUUCCCCGCCGAGCUCACCCGCCGCUAUACCCUGAUCUUCAAGCCGAGAUCCACCACUCUCGAGCACCCCCAGAAACCCAUGGCCGUGCGCGAGGUCCGCGCCGAGCAUGUCGGCCACAUGAUCACCAUCCGUGGCAUCGCCACCCGAGUCUCCGACGUCAAGCCCCUCGUCCAAGUGAGCGCAUACACGUGCGACCGCUGCGGUUGUGAGAUCUUCCAGCCCGUGACCGACAAGCAAUUCGGCCCCUUGUCCGUAUGUCCGUCCAGCGAUUGCAAGGCGAACCAGACCAAGGGCCAGCUGCACCCCUCGUCCCGCGCCUCCAAGUUCCUCCCCUUCCAGGAGGUCAAGGUCCAGGAGCUGGCCGAGCAGGUCCCCAUCGGCCAGAUCCCCCGAACCCUUACCGUGCACUGCUACGGCACGACCGUACGCACCAUCCACACCGGUGAUGUCGUCGACAUCGCCGGCAUCUUCCUGCCGACCCCUUACACCGGCUUCCAGGCCAUGCGUGCUGGCCUCCUGACCGAUACCUACCUCGAGGCCCACCACAUCUCCCAGCACAAGUUGGCCUACUCGGAAAUGGCCAUCGAUCCGAAGCUCAUCCGACGCAUCGAAAAGUACCGCCAGUCGGGCCAAGUCUACGAGCUGCUGGCCAAGUCCAUCGCCCCCGAGAUUUACGGCCACCUCGACGUGAAGAAAGCCCUGCUCCUGCUUCUCAUCGGCGGCGUGACCAAGGAGGUGGGCGACGGCAUGAAGAUCCGUGGCGACAUCAACAUUUGCCUCAUGGGUGAUCCCGGUGUCGCCAAGUCCCAGCUGCUGAAAUACAUCUCCAAGGUGGCCCCCCGGGGCGUCUACACCACGGGCCGUGGCAGCAGCGGCGUCGGUCUGACCGCCGCCGUCAUGCGCGACCCCGUCACCGACGAGAUGGUGCUCGAAGGCGGCGCCCUCGUCCUGGCCGACAACGGCGUCUGCUGCAUCGACGAGUUCGACAAGAUGGACGACAACGACCGCACCGCCAUCCACGAAGUCAUGGAGCAGCAGACCAUCUCCAUCUCCAAGGCCGGCAUCUCCACCACCCUCAACGCCCGCACCUCCAUCCUGGCCGCCGCUAACCCGGUCUACGGCCGCUACAACCCGCGCAUCUCGCCCGUCGAGAACAUCAACCUGCCCGCCGCCCUCCUCUCCCGCUUCGACAUCCUCUUCCUCCUCCUCGACACCCCGAACCGCGAAACCGACGCCCAGCUCGCCGACCACGUCGCCUACGUCCACAUGCACUCCCGCCACCCGCCCGUCAACAACGAGGACGACGUCAUCUUCACCCCGCACGAGAUCCGCUCCUACAUCGCCCAGGCCCGCACCUACCGCCCCACCCUGUCCGCCACCGUGUCCGACUACAUGGCCAAGACCUAUGUGCGCAUGCGCGCCGCCCAGCAGCGCGCCGAGAAGAAGGGCCAGCAGUUCGCCCACGUCACGCCCCGCUCGCUCCUGGGCGUCAUCCGCCUCGCCCAGGCCCUCGCCCGCCUGCGCUUCAGCAACGUCGUCGAGCAGGACGACCUCGACGAGGCCCUCCGCCUGCUCGAGGCCUCCAAGGAGAGCCUGGCCACCGACCAGGGCGCCGGCCGCGGCCGCCUCAAUGCCAGCAGCCGCAUCUAUAACCUCGUCAAGGCCCUCGCCGACAGCGGUGCCUGCCGCCCCGACGAUGUGGACGACGACGACGAGGAUGAGUUUGGUGUCGAGCUGAACCUGCGGAAGGUCAAGGAGCGCGUCAUUGCCAAGGGCUUCACGGAGGAUCAGUGGUUGGCUGCUUUGGAGGAGUAUACUGAGCUUGACAUCUGGCAAACGGCGGGCAACAUGACGAGACUUGUCUUCAUCAAUGCCUCGGGCAACGACGCAGAAAGGGACAACAGCAUGGAGCUGUAACUUUGACCAAGUGUAGACCGUUGCCGCAUCUUCCUGUUUCGUUUCGAGCUGGCGAUCAUAUAUCACGUCUUUUUUCUUCUUCUUCUUUCUUUUCGUCUUUUCUUUCAUUAUGCUGUGUUCGAGACUUGGCCUCUCGCAAUGCUUGGUAUGGCGUUGGGCUAUGUGAGAAUUAUGGAGGAGGCGACAGGGAACGAAGAGAAG